CGCGCUGGCCGGUUCUGCGGCUCCGAGGGUUUGGAAGUUAACGGCUGGAGGGGUCCCGCCCGGGAUCGGCGUCUGUCGCAUCUCCUCGCGCGCUGCCCGGUCCGCGCUGUGCCGCCUUCCGCCCUCGGGCAGCGUGCGGAGCUCUCGAAGUGCCCUGGAAGCCCUCGGAAGGCUUUUAGGAAGAUACAGAAGGUAGAGGAAAGGGGCCUUUAAAGCUUUUCUGGCCCUAAAUGGCUGCAAAAUCAACAAAGCCUUCGUCGGCCCCAUCUCCACCAGACCAGGCUCCUGAAGAGGAUCUUGUCAUUGUCAAGAUAGAGGAGGAUCAUGGUUGGGAUGAGGAAUCUACUGUGCAUGAAAAUAAUACUCCUGGCCAAGAACUGUUCCGCCUACGCUUCAGGCAGCUAUGCUACCAGGAGACAUUAGGACCCCGCGAAGCUAUGAUACAGCUCCGUGCACUUUGCCAUCAGUGGCUACGGCCAGACUUGAACAGCAAGGAGCAGAUUCUGGAGCUACUGGUGCUGGAGCAGUUCCUGAGCAUCCUGCCAGGGGAGCUGCAGACUCUAGUUAAGGAACACCGAUUAGAAAAUGGAGAGGAGGUGGUGACCCUGUUGGAGGACUUGGAAAGGCAGAUUAAUAUCCUAGGACAACCAGUCUCAGCUCGUACACAUGGGCAUGGAGUACUCUGGGAGGAAGUCGUAUCUUCAGAAGCUGCACCAGAACCUCCAAGUACUCAACUCCAACCUGUGGCAACCAAGCAUAAAUCUCCAGUGCCCCAGAAGCCACAGGACAGAGGAGAGAGACCAGAUUUCACUUAUAAGGCCAUGUCUACUUCUCAGAGUCCUACUCCUUCCCAGAAAGGAAGUUCUGGAGAUCAGGAGGUGGCAGCUAGACUUCUCACUGCAGGGUUCCAGACUUUGGAAAAGAUUGAAGACAUGGCUGUGUCUCUUAUUCGAGAGGAGUGGCUUCUUGAUCCAUCACAGAAGGAUCUGAAUAGAGAUAACAGGCCUGAGAAAUACAGAAACAUGUUCUCCCUGGAUGGUGAGACCAGGAGUGAGAACAAGGAAUUAUUUUCAAAACAGGUAAUAUCUUCUGGAAUCCAGCCACAUGGACAAACAGCUGCUAAGUGCAACAGGGAUGCUAUUGUGGGUCUCGGACAUGGAGAAACCCGAGACCUUCUGGGCAGAUUAGAGAGGCAGCAGGGAACUCCCACACAAGAGAGACGGCAUAAAUGUGACGAAUGUGGGAAAAGCUUUGCUCAGAACUCAGGCCUUGUUCGACAUUGGCGAGUACACACUGGAGAGAAACCCUAUCAGUGUAAUGUGUGUAGUAAAGCUUUCAGUUACAGGUCAGCCCUUCUUUCCCAUCAGGAUAUCCACAACAAAGUGAAGCGCUAUCACUGCAAGGAAUGUGGUAAGGCCUUCAGUCAGAACACAGGUCUGAUCCUGCACCAGAGAAUCCACACUGGGGAGAAGCCCUAUCAGUGUAAUCAGUGUGGGAAGGCCUUUAGUCAGAGUGCAGGCCUUAUUUUGCACCAGAGAAUCCACAGUGGAGAGAGACCGUAUGAAUGUAAUGAAUGUGGAAAAGCUUUCAGUCAUAGUUCACACCUCAUUGGACAUCAGAGAAUUCACACUGGGGAGAAACCCUAUGAGUGUGAUGAGUGUGGGAAAACCUUCAGGCGCAGCUCACAUCUUAUUGGCCAUCAAAGAAGCCACACUGGGGAGAAACCCUACAAAUGCAAUGAGUGUGGGAGGGCCUUCAGUCAGAAAUCAGGCCUUAUUGAACAUCAGAGAAUCCAUACUGGAGAAAGACCCUAUAAGUGUAAAGAAUGUGGGAAAGCUUUCAAUGGGAACACUGGUCUCAUUCAGCAUCUAAGAAUACAUACAGGGGAGAAGCCCUAUCAAUGCAAUGAGUGUGGGAAAGCUUUUAUUCAGAGAUCGAGCCUCAUUCGACAUCAGAGAAUCCACACUGGAGAAAAACCUGAAACUACGGGAGUUUAGGAAAAUCUUUGGUUGUCAUUUGAGCAUUAUUCAACAGUAGAGAAACCCUGUCAUAGUGGAAAAGUCUAGUGAAAAAGGCAAAAUCUAUAGUGAUGACAAAGCUAAGAAUAGCACUUCAGUACUUUGAGCCCAGUCCCUGAUACUAAUUGAUUAGCUUGACUGUCUUUGGAGGCAUCUGGUGAAGCAGAGCCCCAGCAGCUUAAUGUAUUCUUCAGAACUUUAAAAUAAAAGCAAUUUCCUUGUUGUGACUUAAAACACUAUAUUUUGUCUUUCCCAAGAGUAGUUUUAAGUUUGAGAAGGGUCACUCCUCUAAGCUUCUCAUUCCCUCUGAAUGUGCCCUUGUAAAUGUUAAUCUAAGAAGCUGCUUGAGUCCAAGGCAACCUCAAUGAGACUAAGAUUUGUAUUUAGCUUUCUGAUACCCUAGUAGAGGGAAAUUGUUAGACAUUUAACAUAUUAUUCUAAUACUCUUAGAUGAUAGAAAUCCAUAUUCUUGUACAAACUCAAUGCUAAAUUGUUAACAGCACUGUAGCAUUUCUCUUCAUUUAGCACCUUUAUUGACUCCAUUGAGUCCCUGAGCAUCUGUGCAUAUCCUUCACCUCCCCCAGUCUCAGUAUCUGUGUCAACAAAGGAAGUGGAUGCAUUAGUGAUAAUGGUGGGAGUGAUGCAAAGAGAGAGGUGAGUGGAGAUUCAGCCUGGCUCUUCUUGAGCAUAGACAUCUGUACCUCAAGUGACUUCUGACUCUCCUUCACCUUCCCACUGUACAUUGCUUUGAAAAAUAUUUGCACUAUCAAAGCUUUGGCACCACAUAGGAGACAAAGGAGCUAGAAAAAGACAUCAAAAAUCCUUACAAAGAAUGUGCAUCAUCCCUUUGGCCCAUUACAAUACUGCUCUCAGGUUCCUACCUAUAUAAACUCCGUGAGUACAUGGUCAGUUUGGACUGACCUUCUCAGAUGACCUCUGUAGCUCCAUAAUCAUCUUCCAUCUGUUUCCUUUCAUUUGCAUAUCUUCAGUAUCCACAGUGGUAAUCUGUCAAAUACCUCACCUCUGAUCCGCUUUCUGAAUUCUGGUACACUCCAUCAAUCAUCUAACAACAAACAGAUUACUAAACUCAUUGUCACCAGACCCUAUAUUUCACCUCUAAGGCUUUUAGUAUAGCAUAACAUAGGAUAUUGUGUAAAGUAGUGAGACUGGUUUUAAAAUAACACACCAUAUCAUGUACAUCAAAAACAUAGUGUCCUUGCAGAUGAGUAAUUAUUCUUCAUUCUAGUAGUGCUACUAGACAUCCAAAUAUGAGGAACAUUCUUAGAAUUCUCAUCUAAUGAAGAGCUAGAAAACCAUCUAUUACUAUUGUAUUUCAUGUUUGGCUAUUUGAUUAGACAGUGGACUUGGAGUUGAAUAACUUUUGCUUUGCAUCAUUAAUCCUCACACUUAAAAUUAUUCCGUUAAUUUACUCAGAAGACACAUAAGUAGGUUAUGGUGAAAUCUCCAAGAAAACAAUUUUACAUUGUGACUAUCCUGAAAAGGAUCAUCUUAGUUUCAUUGGUUAACUCUCUCAGACCAGUUCUUUUCAUUCUUUAUUUUCUUAUUCUCCUUUCUGUUUGUUUCCUUCCUGUUCAAUAUAGAUUACCAUUCCUAACUCUGCUCUAACACUCUUAAACACUGAGCUGUCUCCCCAGCCCCAGUAGCUUGAGUUGUGCCUUACCUUCUCUAGGUGACAGGAUUUCUGCAUAGGUCAGUGCUACCCUGUGUGCAAAAGUUGCAUAGGAUGAGUACAUUGUCAGAGAAGCUGGAUGUCUGUGUGAGUGCACAUAUGCAUGCCCACUCAUCUCAUACACUUUUGUGGAGUGCCUGCCUUCAUUUCCGAUAAAUUGCCCUGUAAGCAUUUGUAUCCACAACGAUAUGAAGCAGAUUACUUCAGUCUCAGAACUACUAAGAACUACUAAGCAUCUGAAAGAAGUCCAAAGAAAAGGAAAUAAUAUGGUUGGAAAGAUCAAUAUUACACUGGAGGUAGAUAUGGAAAAGGUUGUCAUUUAAAAAUGAGUUAUUAGAGCCAUUACUGGUGAUGCAUAUGUUUAAUCAUAACACUCAUAAGCCAGCCUGGUCUGUAUAGCAAAUUCAAAGCCAGCCUUAAAUAUGGUGAGACCAGUCUCAAAAAAAAAAAAUGGUAAUUGGGGCUGGAGAAAUAGCCUAGAGGUUAAGAUUGUGGACUAUUCUUUCAGAGAACCAUUGAGUUCAGUUCCAGCACCCAUGUUGCAUGGCUUGCUACUUCCUGUAACUCCAAUACCAGGGGAUCCAACAUAGCUGACCUCCACAGGCACCUGCACACAGGUACACAUAGACAUAUAUACAAUACAUAAUUGAAAAGAAUAAAAAAAUUUUAAUGAGUUAUCAAAGCUGAUUUAGCACAUGUAUAGAAAAGGCCAAGUAUUAUAGUAUUUGACAAUAGAAAAGGCUGUGGAAUCUUUGCAGAAGUACAUACAAGUCGUUUUUAGUCUUGAUUCACCAAGCAUUAAUCUAUAUUACAUUUUUUUAGAGCUCUUAACUAUCAGUGGCAUUCAUUAGGCUUUUAUCCUAUAGAGUCAGUUUUUUCCUUCAAUCUGAGAUGGAUUAUUCACCAGUACUUUCUUGUACCAUCCUCAGCUGCUCAUUUUAGGAUCUGGUAUGGUAAAGUAGUUCUUCUGUAACUCACUUGCCAUCAACAUACAACUGGAAGAAACCUCUGAGUGUUUCUCCAUGCGGCCAGAUAUGUAUUCAAGAAUGUGGUGAUUGAUUCCAACCUGGACCAGUACAGCUUUGCUCUUGUUUCUACAUCUCCAGAAUUACAGAUUUUGUUUUGUCUUAUUUUGUUUUGAGCAGUUACUGUGAGCCAAGCCCUAACUUAAACGUUUACCCUACUUAAAAGCUAAUAUCACUAUAUACCCCAUUUAUAGAUGAUAGAAACAGAAGCUUCGAGAACUAACCAACAUCACAUAGCCAGCAAAUGACAAGAUUCUAACUAGAGCCUGUGAUAACCACACUGCUAUGCUACCAACACUGACUAAACUGUGGCCUGCCAAAUGAAACCAUGUACCCCUGGUCAUAAGAGAUACCAGGUAAAAGAGUGCACAAUAGUAUAGUGCGGAUUCAUUGCAAUUACUAGAAAAUUGGCUUUAAAAUACUGUUUGGGUUGAGCACAUCUUUAGAUGUUGAUAGUCUAGAUUUUUUUAGUACAAAAAAGGUAAAUUUGUCAAUAAAAUGUGCUUAAAGGAGUAACUAGGAGGGUAAAGCAGUAACAGCUAACUGAUUCAAAUACAUUUCUCUAUAGACUGCAUAAGGGCAAGAGAAAUGAGUAGAUUCCAGGCCGGGCAGUUGGGCAGUUAGGGUGGCAGUAGUAAGUUUAUCCACAGUAAGAAGUGCUUCAAACUUCUUGUACAUUUCCAAACACUGUUCUGUAUGUCUUGCAUUUUUCUUGAUUUUUCAAAUUUGUUACUCAUUUAACCCAUUUCUGCCUUAGCUCUUAAAACAUUAUCUGGCUGGCUGUCAUAGUCAACAUUCCACUAAAAUGUAUGUAGAAUGGCCAAUGUAUAAAUUAAGGCCUUUUAUUGUUGUUGUUGUUGUUGAUGUCAUCCCUAAUCUCAUAUGUCAUAAUGUUGAAUUUUCCCAUCACAUAUGGGAUUUGAGUAUUACCAGAUUCUUGGGUCUUUUGUUGGUAGACAGCCAUUGUUGGACUAGCUGGACCACAGCCUGUAAAUUCUGUUCUUCUAGAAAACCCUGACUAACACAGAUUUUUUUGAACCAGAAGUGAUUCUAAAGCAACAGAAAUAUAAGGAUGAAAUUUUUAAGUAUCUGGAAUACACUUUCCAAUUUGCCAACACCUACUGAAGCCUCCUCUCAGAAACCCAGGGUGUAUUGAAAGCCCAUGGUGUGAACUAGUUUGCAAACUUAAGGAGACAAAUGCAUUUGGUUAUUCUGAUUCACUGGCUGUAGAAGGCAAGAGAUUUGGUGACUUUGUAUGUCUGGAUUUAAAAAAAAAAUCAGAUCCCAGCCCCAGAGGGUAUCAGUGGUUCAAGUAAGAGCAUUAAUUAGUAAAGAUUUGGAUCCUGUAACUUGGGAUGAAGAUGUGUGGGAGGACCCUCAGAUUCUCCAGGGUGUAUCUCAUUUGAGAGAAUAGUCUCUCUACUCUCAGCAUAAGAUGUACUCCCACCCGCUAAAUAUUGCUUUUUCUGCUUUGAGGAAAUACAGGAUGGGUAGUGAAGGAAGGUAGUUAUAAAUACCAGUUAUGGUCAUGUAACCAAUUGCAGAAAUGAGGACUAUAAUUGACAUGACUGUUUCUGCCAUGCUUUGUUAAGAAUGUGUUUGUACAGAUACUUAUGUUUCUUUCCUCAAUUUCUAUCAUGUAAUACAACAUCAAUUAAGAGAAUAUCUGUAGUUACCAUAAUAUUUAAGUUUUGAGAUACCAAUAGAAUGUCCUCCAAGGAACAUUGGCAUCUAUUCUGAAAUUUAUAAUGGGCUUGUGAUUGUACAAGAGAUAGUAAUAUUGUGUUAGAUGUAAUUAUGACCUGGUUAAAUAUAUAAUGCAUUUGCAACUGUACUUGAGAUAGUUAUAUCAUGUUAGGUGUAAUGUGACCUGGUUAUUAUUUUCUCUUGGAAAUUAAGCAUGGCAAAAGGAGAUAUGACUGUGUGUCAAGUUGACAAGGGGUGGAUUGUGGUAGCUAUUCUUGGUUGUCAACUUGACUACACCUAGAAUUAACUUAAACUAAACUGCUGGGUACACCUGUGAGGGAUUUGUUUUAAAUCAUUUGAAGUGGAAACACCCACUUUUAAUCUGAAUCUUUUGAGGUGGGGAGAUCCACCUUUAAUCUGGGUCAAACCUUCUGAUGGCAGCCUGUGUAAGGGUAUGAAAGAAGGAAGCUUUUGCUCUUGCUUCCUUGAUCUUGAUUGCAAGUCCAUUUCUUCACUGGAAUUAGAUCCUACUUCAGGAUUCUGGCAUAUAAUGAAGACCAGCUGAGACAUCCAACCUGGUGGAAUAAACAGGCCAUUACUGGACUAGUGGAUGACAACCUGUAAGCCACACUAAUAACUUCCCAUUCUCUACAUAUAAAUAUAUAUAUAUAGAUUAUAUAGAUAAUAUAGAUUCAUUCUAUAAGGUUCUCUAGAGAACCUUGACUAAUACACCAUUCAAGAAUUCUCCUUUCUUUGUCUUGCGGGAUCUUUUUAGGUCAUUUUUCUUCAAUAUCUGGCUUUCUUUAUUAGGCUUUUUUUUCUCCUCUAUACUAAAAAUAAUCCCCAUAUCCUACUUUUACUCACUUUUUUGUCUCUUUUCCUGUUUAUCUGUUUUGUUACUUCAUGUAUGUGAGUGACUUUGUAUGUAUGUCAUCUCACUGCUUGGAGAAUUUUCCUCAGCUACCUACACAACCAAAAUUCACCAUUCUCCUUCAAUUUGUAUUUUCUUUUAAAGUAGACAUCAUUGCUUAACUUCUGUACCCUAAAUAGAAUCACUGCCCUUCAUAUUUCUCAUUCCAACCUUGAAGUUACCAUAUCAUCUUUUUCUGUCUUCAAUUCUCCAAGUCUAGAAUUUUGUUGAUCUUUAUUGUAUUCUUAGGGGACUUGUUUAUUAUGUUGUUACCUGGUCCUUUUAUAUUUUUACCAUACCCUUAUAGUCUUCCACAGAUCUAUAUCAUGUAGGCUCAGGUUACUAUAAUUCCCCUUUCAGAAUAUCCAAUUUAAAUAACACCUUAAAGAUGAUCCUCAAACUCUGCUCCCAGCAAAUAAUUGUCACCAGAGUGGUAGCGUUCCAUUCCUAAAUCUGCCUCAGUUUUCAUCACUCUAGCAUGUUUGCCUUGAUACAUCACAUUCAAACCUCCUACAACUUUUUACUAUUGUCUUACAAGCCUUUGCCUCUGUGCCUUUCUCAUGUGUGGGGUUUUUUUUGUCCUUUGGUUACCCUCUGGCCAUAACUCCUGUUCACUCUUCAAAACUCAAUUCCUUUAUGUCUUUUGAGUGAGCACCUCCUGUUUGAGUUCACCUCACAUCAAGAUCUACUCUCAUUCUGUGCUGCAGUUAACUUUCAAGUUUGUACUGUAAUCCAUGCACUUACUAAUACCUUGCUCUGUAAUUUAUUUUCUAGAAGUCUGUAUAGUAGUUUCACAUUUGUAUUUAUUUCCAAAAUUAAAUUGUAAGCUCCUUGAGGGCAGGGAUAAUAACUAACAUUUGUAUCACUGCACCCUCUUAGUGCCUAGUGCAAUACUGAGCACACAGUAGGUGUUUAAUAAAUGCUUGUUGAAUUAUUGUGUGAA
Messenger RNA from Mesocricetus auratus (golden hamster), 8272 nucleotides. RefSeq names its product zinc finger with KRAB and SCAN domains 8 (gene Zkscan8). The record is from RefSeq and is a predicted model, not a curated record. Bases 231 to 1997 code for a protein of 588 amino acids. Gene Ontology annotation, biological process: central nervous system development; regulation of transcription by RNA polymerase II. The transcript is spliced from 6 exons. Gene Ontology annotation, cellular component: nucleus. Gene Ontology annotation, molecular function: DNA-binding transcription factor activity, RNA polymerase II-specific; RNA polymerase II cis-regulatory region sequence-specific DNA binding. NCBI's taxonomy places the organism in Eukaryota, Metazoa, Chordata, Mammalia, Rodentia, Cricetidae.